AUGGCGGGGGCCGGGGGUCCCUUGCGACUCCGCGACUGGCUGGUGGCACAGAUCGAGAGCGGGCGCUACGCGGGGUUGCGCUGGGAGGACGCAGGCAAGACCCUCUUCCGCAUCCCCUGGAAGCACGCGGCCCAGCAGGGCUACCGGGCGCAGCAGGACGCGGCACUCUUCAGGGCUUGGGCCAUAUACAAGGGCAAGCACCUAGAGGGCAUUGACAAGGAGGACCCUCCAACCUGGAAGACCCGGCUCCGCUGUGCCCUCAACAAGAGCGCCGACUUCUGUGAGGUGCGCGAGCGCAGCCAGCUGGAUGUCUCCAACCCCUACAAAGUCUACCGGAUUGUGUCCAACGGUGCCCAUUGUCCAGUUGCCAGGGCUUGUGCUCCCCCUGAAAAGAAGAACAUUCUUCAGAGUCAGCAGGAGUCCCCCAGAGAAGUGACAGAGCCGGCCUGCAGGACAGACCAGGACAGCUCCAGAUCAACCACAGAGGAUAAGAACGAGGAGCAACCCCCCAGGCUGGCCCAGCGGGCCUCUCUGCCAUCAGCUGCCCAGCUCACAGGCCCUCUGGCUGACCACAGGUACCAGGUGCAGGAACCUGCAUACCACUGGAGCCCCUUGCCCUCCUCUGAGGAUUUCAGCAACCCUGACUGCUGGCUGCACGUGCGGCUGUUCUACGGCGCGGAGCUGGUGCAGGAAACCACCGCGCGCACCGCGGAGGGCUGUCGCCUGAGCCCUCGGGCAGUCACCGCGGCCGAGCACCUGCUGGGGCCGCCGCCGCGCGUCGCGCAGGUCCGCUUCCCGGAGCCGCCGCCCGGCGCCCGCGUGCUGCGGCACUUGCUACGGCACCUGGAGCGGGGCGUGCUGCUGUGGGUGGCCCCCGAGGGCGUGUUCGCCAAGCGCCUGUGCCGGGGCCGCGUGUACUGGCGCGGCCCGCUCGCCCCGCACCGCGCGCAGCCCAACAAGCUGGAGCGCGAGCGCACCUGCCAGCUGCUAGACACGCGCCGCUUCCUCGAGGAAUUGCGAGCCCACCUGCAGGAUGGUGGCCAGGAGCCCGAGUACCAAAUCCAUCUGUGCUUUGGUGAGGAGUACCCAGGGCCCCCAGACCAGCCGGAGGAGCGGCUCAUCAUGGCCCACGUGGAGCCAGUCUUCGCCCGCCAGCUCUUCCUGGACUCCAAGCACCACUAUCGUGGUACCCCAGCCAUGGCAAGUCCCCAGCUCAGCAUGUCCGAUGGUGUCACUCACCUGCUUACGGCGCAGCUGAAUCAGCAAUAAAGGAUCACUUCCUCCUCUCCUACCAUCUGAAGUCAGCCCUCCCACCCCGGGUGUGGAUCCCACCCCAGAGCUGCCCAACUGCCAGUGGACUUGAGGCCACCCCCCCACACCCAUCAGCCAGGUCUGUGGGGACAGCGGAAGCAGAUCUGUGCCCUUCAACCUCUCAGCCGCAGAGGCAGAGACGCAGCCCUGGAACAAGGCGCGUAGGCGGACAGCAUGCAGCUGGGCCUGGGAAGUCAGGAGGAAACCAAACUCAACCUUGAGGUUCCAGAAACAGCAAUUAGGGCAGAAACAAAACUUCAUUUCUUGUUGGGAGCCCAACAAGUCUGAGAUGGUAUACUUGAGAGCCUGCUUUACCUCCAACUGAUUCAUUAUAAGGUUUGCUUAAAGCUGGUUUUACAGAUAAUUAGAUCCUCAGGGAUCAGAGUGAAACCACAUAGUAACAGAAUUGCCUGCCUCUGAGGGGCUCUGAGUUUCCAGACCCUUCCUCCCACCUGUCACUAGUCUCCAUUCUUAUACGGCCAGGGAGGGGAUCCCACAGCAGAAAACUUGGCCUGAACCGGGGUCUUUGGGGGCUGACAGCUGAACCACCAGCGCCAGUAGAUACUGUGUUUAGAGAAACUGAGGCAAACCCCCAAACACAGCCCUAAGGCAGAAGCGAAAGCAGGAAGCGGGGGUCCAGGCCGUCCCUAAACCCCAGUGAACUUUGCAAACUGCAAGUUGUAGGGAGUCCUUGAAAAUUGGGAGGGAGCCCCUUCAAUCAUGAAGGCAAUUGACCCUGCCUUGGCAGUAAACUUACUGUUUCCUGCCCUGGAUAUCAGACCUUGUUCCCUCUUCUGAUUUCUGACUUUCUUUAUAGGGAUUCUCCUACAGAUGGCAACAUAAUAAAUCUCUUAGUGAUAGAUUAA
This is a messenger RNA of Canis lupus familiaris (dog), 2177 nucleotides long. Its product is annotated as interferon regulatory factor 4-like. The coding region runs from base 1 to 1269 and encodes 422 amino acids. NCBI's taxonomy places the organism in Eukaryota, Metazoa, Chordata, Mammalia, Carnivora, Canidae. Gene Ontology annotation, biological process: regulation of transcription by RNA polymerase II; immune system process. The transcript is spliced from 8 exons. Gene Ontology annotation, molecular function: protein binding; DNA-binding transcription factor activity, RNA polymerase II-specific; RNA polymerase II cis-regulatory region sequence-specific DNA binding. Gene Ontology annotation, cellular component: nucleus. The record is from RefSeq and is a predicted model, not a curated record.